GCUCACAGCCGUUCGGCUCAGGGACGAAGCCCGGGCACUGUCGCCUCGCCUCGGCCGUCAACGCAUCAACGUGCUCGGACAACGGAAGCGGGAGUGGCGCUGCUGGCGAUGGAGUCGCCGAGGAGCCCCGCCGCGUCGCGCCGCCGCUCGGACCGGGCGGCGCCGCCCCGCGGGUUCGCCGCCAGCAGGGCCGACUCGUGCCCGCCUGGCGCCGAGGCCGUGCGCGGCGGAGCAACUCCAUGAGCUCCACGUGCAGGCUGCCCGCGCUCAUGCCGCCCGAGGAGCUCGGCAGGAGCCCGCAGCAUGGCCUCGACGUGGACGAGCUGAGGUCGGCCCCCAACACCCCCCCCUCGUCGGGACCUCGGCCCGGCGGCUGCCGCGGAUGUCCUCCGUCAGCUCGCUGCGCCAGGACGCCGCGGCCCGGAGGCGGGGCUCCAUGGCCGACCUCCGCGCGGCCCCCUCGCCGUCCUCGCGGGCGCAGAGCCCCUGCUCCGCCCGCAGGAGGCCGGAGCAGUCCAGGAGGAGGUCCACGAGCGACCUCUUCGCGACGGGGGCGCCCCCGACGGUCCAGAGGAGCCCUUCCGGGGCCACCGGGCGCCCGGGCCUCGGCGUGCUGGCGGGCAGCGCCCGCCAGGCCGCGCGCCUGGACAACGGGUUCUCACCGCGGCACGCGUCGCGGCGCGAGGUCCUCGCCGACGACCCCGACCUCGCCGACGCCCCGCGGCGGUCCUCGUCCCACUCGCGGGCGGUGCGCCCGGCGGACCCGAGCUCGGAGUUCCACGACUGGCACACGCAGGCCAUCGCGGGGUUCAUGCGCACCCCCCCGCGCCGCGCCUCCCUGCUCGCCCUGAAGCUGCUCGCGCUGUCGAAGCCGAGCCAGAAGGAGGAGCACGAGGCCCCGGGCAUCCUCGAGGCCGACGACGCGGCCGGCAGCGAGGGCAGCGGCGCCCCGGACGAGAAGCCCGACGACGUCCGCUCGAGCGAGGAGACGGACAGCGACGAACCGCACGUGCCCCUCGCGCCCACGCUGCUCGAGAUCUACUCCGGCUACGCGGAGGAGACGGCGGAGACGCACGACAGGUUCAUGCGCCUGGCGUUCAAGCGCUUCGAGGCCGCGGGUGCCGGCGAGAUCGGGCGGGAGCGCCUGCACGACGCGCUCACCCACCUGGGUUUCCUGACCAGCACGCGGGAGCACUCCCUCGAAUUGGCCGCGAAGCUCUCCAAGUUUCAGAACCUCGACUACGUGGAUUUCUGCGACUACGUGAGCAAGUUCGCCGCCGACGAGCGCUCCGGCAUCCGCCAGCGCGCGUGCGCGUGCGCGGAGGGCGGCGGCACAACGGCGCUCGACCGGAUUCAGGAGUUCCUGCGCUCCGCCGGCGUGUUCAUCUCGAACGAUAGCGUGGAGGUGGCGCGGAAAGCGGCGAAGCUGGACCACAUGAAGCUGGAGGACAUGAGCACCAACGAUCUCCUGCUGACUUUGGCCGCGUGCAGGCUGGAUGAGAGCUUCACCAAGGAGGAGCUGGCGGAGGCGUUCGAGAUCUUCGGCGAGCUGGAGAAGGAGCAGCACGUCUCCCCAAACGGCUGGGGCCGUCUGGCCAAGGCCUCCCAGCUCACCGACGGCAUGCUUCAGUUUACCGGCCUCUACUCCGUGGACUACAUCGAGCAGAUGGCGGACAUUUUGCCCUCCGACACCGAGGAGCAGCCUGGCUUCUGCUUCCACGAGUUCCUGGUCUGGCUUCGCCGGCUGCGCGACCCCAUGACGCAGGACCUGUGGAAGCGUUUCAAGGACCUGGAAACCAGCGAGCCGGGCCUCAUUCAGCGCGACAGUGCCAUCACCAUCGCGAAGCAGCUGGGGAUUUCUCUGCUUGCGGACGCUGUAAAUGAGCUUAUGUUAGACCUCGGGUUGCAAGAGAACACCACCUUCGAUUUCGACUCGCUGGUGCAAUUUAUAAGUGCGGCCCGGAAGACGCACGGCUUCUCGCGCUCCGAGGCGGAGGAGCUCGGCACCGCGUACGAGAAGAUGGACUACGAAGGAACGGGUGAGCUGAACAUCGUCCAGGUGCUCGACUUGCUUCGGUACCUGGGAAACACCACCAGCGUCGACGCUGCGAACGCCAUGAUCAAGCGGGUCGACUUUAACGGGAACGGGUCCAUGGACCGCGACGAAUUCUUGAGGCUGAUGAGACUGAUGCGCGAGCAGGAUUGUUUGAAGGCACGCAAGUCCUUCGACGAUCUGAGCAGCUCCACUGAGCAGCUGCCCAGAGGGUCUGUUAAGGACGCCCUUGCCAAGCUGCACUUGUCUCCAAAGGACGAUUUGCUGGAAGAGCUCAUGCAAAACAUACCAGGAGAUGUCUGCUUCACUUCCUUUAUGCGCCUCCACGACCAGUGCCGCUUCCGCAUGAACCUCGAGUUCAGGAAGUGCGGGGGAUUCCCAGAGGCGACCACGAAGGAGAUUGCGGAGCUCUGGAGCCCCGACGGCUCCCCGAAGAAGUUCGCCACCUUCGGCGAGCUCAUCUGGAUGUUCUCCGACUCGCAGGAGGUCCCCGUCAACACGAGCGACGGCCGGAGCGAGCUGCAGCGCCGCGUGAUGGCCGCGCGGGAGUCCGCCAUUGCGGCCGGAGUCUCGGAGGAGGAGGCGUCGCGCGAGGGCACCGCCGACAUCGGCUUCUACACGUUCGUGCACCUGAUCCGCGGGCUCGUGCGGGACUCGGAGCAGGACGUCAUCAAGCGCGAGAAGGAGGCGGUGUCCGCGGCCCGCUUCCCGAGCAGCGAGGCCGCCGAGUUUCGCACCGUCUUUUCCGACCUCGCCGAGCAGGAGGCAAAGAAGGUAUCAUCCCGAAAGAAGAGGCCGGGCCGGACAGGCCAGAGUGUUGACAAGCUCCUGGCCAACCUCACGAUGGUGCCUUCCAUACCAGAGACGGGCGUGCUGUCCAUGCUGAAGUCCAUUGGGGUCAAUGCGACCGCCAGCAAGAUGGCUGAACUCAAGGACUUCCUGACCCAGACGAGGAGCCGAUACGAGACAGACAAACAUAUAAUCCAGUUCGCCACGUUCUUGAGGAUGUUGCGAUGGAUGCUCGACACCGAUUUCGCAAGCAUCUGCAGCGUCAUGAAGGUUCCGAAGGAAUGA
This is a messenger RNA of Prorocentrum cordatum, 3127 nucleotides long. NCBI's taxonomy places the organism in Eukaryota, Dinophyceae, Prorocentrales, Prorocentraceae. The record is from the annotation of a GenBank genome assembly.